AUGUUUCCUCGGGUGCCGCGUCCCACCGUGCUGCGGGUGGCCAUGUACCUGGCUCUGGGGACUUACUUCCUGCUGGUCAUGGGCGUAUGGUUCAAGCAGUCUGACUGGAAGAGCUAUGCCGUUCACCACCCCCGUUGCAACCACGACCAUAAUGUGGCCGUAACCCCAGAUGACAUUGCCGUUCUUGUCGUGACGGGCCAGGGCGUGCAUGAUCAGCGCUUGCCCCUGAUCCGCGGCCCAAAGGCCACGUGGAACCACUUCAAACAGCUCUUGGUCGUGAGCGACCAAGCUACCGCGCAAACGGACACGCUCAAGACCAAAGUGCGCGUGCCCGGCGGAGAGACUGGGUAUUGCAAGGCUCAGGAACGCUAUGUAUAUGGCUUUUACGACCUCGUUCACCGCUACCCUGACGCCAAGUACUACAUUGUUGCCGAUGACGACGUCAUCGUUUCCACCUCCCGCCUCCUCCAUGUCCUGCGGUACUGCAACCCCAACAGGCCCUUUGAGAUGGGCCACGACUAUGUCUCACGUCUCAAUCUUUUUGAAUUCCCCAUAUACGGCCUGCAAUACAUCCUCUGGACCUUUGUCGGGGGCCCUCUGCCACCACGCCACAAGACCAUUUACGGUGGCGUGCUCAUCUUCAGUGCUGGUGCCGCUCGUGAGCUCGUGCAAAUGGGUCAGCUGGAUAAGUGCCUGGAGGAUAUGGCUGCCGCCAUCGCCCAAAACGCCUACAUGGACUUUGUCCGCAUGCCCAUCGGCACUGGAUGCGCUUACCACCAGGACCAUGUUUUUUACGCCUGCACUGUCGCCAAAUAUGUGCGCGGUGAAGCAAUCACGCCCAAUGAUCUGCUCCACUUUAGCCCCAAGACGCUGAAGGAACGUCACCUUACCAACGUCGUUGGCAUCCAUCAUAUUUAUGAUGCUCAAGAUUGGCUGAUCAAUGAUUUGUGGAGCCAUGCCUCAACGUGGGUGCCCCUCCUCCGUACCUCGACAGAGACCCAAUCUGGCGAAGACCCCAUCGAGGCUGGCGACAUCGAGCUUCGCAACAUUAUCGACCAUCUAACCGCUGAGCGGGCCAAGCCGGCUUCCGCGGUGGAUGAUAACGCUGUGGCUGGUCUUUUUCGCCAACUCUUUUCCAACCUCUUUGAGCGCGACUAUGCACGCUCUAACAACUAA
Molecule: messenger RNA, 1176 nt
Organism: Monosiga brevicollis MX1
Lineage: Eukaryota; Choanoflagellata; Craspedida; Salpingoecidae
Exons: 1
Coding region: 1-1176 (391 amino acids)
Cellular component (GO): membrane
Molecular function (GO): glycosyltransferase activity
Source: RefSeq, a predicted model, not a curated record